This is a messenger RNA of Anopheles nili, 1008 nucleotides long. RefSeq lists its product as uncharacterized. NCBI's taxonomy places the organism in Eukaryota, Metazoa, Arthropoda, Insecta, Diptera, Culicidae. Bases 1 to 1008 code for a protein of 335 amino acids. The transcript is spliced from 5 exons. The record is from RefSeq and is a predicted model, not a curated record.
AUGGCUCCCUUUAAGCUUAAGUUCCGCAUGGGUAGUGGGUCGUCGCGUAGUACCUCUCAGGAGCAGGAUGUCGUAGUAGAUAGCCAAUCCAAUCCGGUCGGACCUCUUUUGAACAGUGCGAACGCAGUUGAGUUCGGUAGCAGCACCACCCUUGACUCAGAGCAGAAUAACGAUAGCCUUGUGUCGAUGAGCAACGACCGGCGCGCCUUAAUACUGACCAGUAACACUACCGACGAACCAAUACUAGGAUAUGACAAUCCUUCGCUCACGAACACAGAGCCUACUAACGUUAUACCACUUAGCCCACCGCCGUCGUACGAGCAUGUGCUAGAAGAAAACCGCCUCGCAGCUUUGGAUAAAGAAAACAAUCGAACAUCCUUGCUAAACCUAUCGCCAACCGCGCUGGGGUACGAAAUGAUGGCUAACAAUCAAUCGGCUGGUUCCGAGCAGCUGCCUCCCUGUCCGGAGCAGGAUUCUCCCGGCAGAACGAGAAAGCAGGAAUCCAUCGAUUCGUCUCUGUAUACCUGUAGCUCUACAACGACUCCCUCGCAGGAGAACCUGCUCACCUGUACGGGAUCCUGCGAUCCUCUGUAUCAGAUGAGCUGCAACGAAGGCCUGCAAGAUUUAGCUGAAGAAAUGGAAACAAUGGUCAUCGACGAAACAUGCCUAUCGAACGAAAACCAAGAUGCUCUGUCGAUGGACGAAGAGUGCAGUACGUACAGUAACUCACAGCCGAUCUACGAUCAACACACGACGGUCCCAAAGGCGGAAAUCAAGGGUCCAGAGAUACUGUACAAGUCCAGCAAGCAGCUGUACAAAGCUGUAGCCAAGGAGUGUGGCAUCACGUGCAAGAUGUCCGAUCAGUGUCGCUGUUUGGACUGUCAAAGUCGAUACUUUGACUGCGAGUAUGAUCAGAAUGAAAACGAAAAAACUGAUGGAGGAUUAGGCGCUGGUACGCCAAUGUUCAUCAGUGAAGUUAUGCACGGUACCGCGUGCACAAUACUCUAA